Rotaria sordida is the source of this 324-nucleotide messenger RNA. NCBI's taxonomy places the organism in Eukaryota, Metazoa, Rotifera, Eurotatoria, Philodinida, Philodinidae. The record is from the annotation of a GenBank genome assembly.
AUGAAUAGUCUUCGUGUACAGUUACAAUUAUGUGAUUAUUCGAACGAUAUUUGUGUUCCAUAUCCAAAAUCAGUUGUUCUAUCUGAUUUAUUAAUUGAUGGUUUUGCUUCUUCUGAAGAAGUACAUACGAUUUCAUCACAAGAAAGUGAUAGUUCACCGGAUGAUGAUAAUUCAACUGAUGAUCAUUGUGCAGAAUCAUCAACACACGUUAAACAAUCAUAUCAGAAAGAAACUCAUGAACGAACUGAGUCACCUGAACAAAAAAUUCAAAAAACUGAUAUUGUUGAUACUGCAUUUGAUGACAUGAAAUGUCUCAUUGAUUAA